CAACCAACCCCGUCCUCCCUUAAACAAGUGGUCGUGUCAAACAAGUGGUGGAGACACAAAACAGCUACAAACAGAGAAUCCAAGAAAGAGAGGCGAAUCAUCAAAUGCUGAUGGAAUCCAUACAGAGAUUUAAGCAUUCUGCACAGGAAGCAGUGGAAAACACUGAGAAGAUGUUUCAUGAGCUUAUUCGGUCCAUUGAGGAGAAAUGCUCAGAGGUGAUAGAGCAGAUCCGGGCUCAGGAGAAAACUGGAGUAGGUCAUGCUGAGGAACACCUAAAGCAAGUGAAGCAGGAGAUUGAUAAUCUUAAGAGAAAAGAUCAUGACUUAAAGCAACUCACACUUAUACAAGAUGACAUCCUUUAUCUCCAGGUGUUCCAGUCUUUACAUGGUUCCAGCCUACCUGAUUGCCUUCCCCUGGCCAACAUUAAUACAACAUACUCAUGUGAGGAUGUAAAUAUGUUUGUCUGUAAACUUAAAGAAGAAAUUGAUAAUACCGUAAUUUGUCCUUAUUCAACUUCUCCGUGCUCUAUCGUUGCCCAAAAACCUGAGCAGAUUUGUACACCCAACGACAAUUCUGUAUCCGAUUCAAGACAGGACAUUAUCAAUAAUCCAUUUGGGAAUUCCUCUAAGCCUGCCACUGAAUGCCAGCCCACAUUUAAUUUUGGGUUUCAAUCAAAACCUGAGCCUUAUUUUCAGCCUGCUCCUGAAUUCCAAACCACCUUUAAUUUUAAAGGUUUUUCCAAUACUCCUACUAAAUUCCAAUUUAACUUUGACUCCAAAUCAAAGGCUGGCACUCAAGCACAGAUUGACCCUGGGCACAUUUUAAAGCCUGCUACAUUUGGCUUUGGGACACCUUCCAAACCUGCUACUGAAUCACAAUCCAUUUUUGGGAUGUCUUCCAAGCCUGAUACUAAGCCCAAAUUCAGCUUUGGAACGCCCUUUAAGACAACCACUGAAUCACCAUCUUUCUUAGGGAUGUCUUCCAAGCCUGCUACUGAGUCCCAAUUCAGUUUUGGAACGCCCUUCAAUACCAAUACUGAAUCUCCACCUGUCUUUGGGAUGUCUUCCAAGCCUGCUACUGAGUUCCAAUUUAGCUUUGAAAUGCCGUUCAAGACCAAUACUGAAUCUCCACCAGUCUUUGGGAUGUCUUCAAAGCCUGAUACUGAGCCCAAAUUCAGUUUUGGAACACCCUUCAAGACCAUUACUGAAUCUCCACCUGCCUUUGGGAUGUCUUCAAAGCCUGAUACUGAGCCCAAAUAAUAAAUAAUAACUGACUAAAUUAAUAAACCACAUAAUAAAAGUAAUAUAACUAGAGAUAUACGAAAACGAGACCAGUGCCAGCAUGGACAUUGCAAGUGGGCAUGUUUCAAUAGAUUUGUUUAAUUCUACUGUAAAGCAUUUCUCCCAAAGUAAAGAAACAAUUCAUAUUUAUUUGUAAACACAACACUAAUGUUUUAACUUUCUUUGUACUUUUGUCAGUUUA
Molecule: messenger RNA, 1482 nt
Organism: Trichomycterus rosablanca
Lineage: Eukaryota; Metazoa; Chordata; Actinopteri; Siluriformes; Trichomycteridae
Gene: ftr63
Product: finTRIM family, member 63
Exons: 4
Coding region: 105-1259 (384 amino acids)
Source: RefSeq, a predicted model, not a curated record